AUGGCAGCAUCUCUGAAAAAUGCCACGUAUGCCAUUCAAAGAGGUCUCGCACAAGUGGGCUCACGUCGCAAUGAAGCUGGCUGGGCAGGCUCAUGUGACAACUGGAAGUACCAAACUGAGUUCUUUGGUGGCCACAGAGACUACCAAGUCUGCAUUUAUGAGAACAGAGGAAGUGGGUUCUCAGACGCACCUGCCAAAAAUUACCAAAUGUCGGAUAUGGCAAAGGACGCUUUGGAGCUUCUAGGACAGCUAGGAUGGGAUAAUAAGAGUGUUCAUGUGGUUGGAGUCUCAAUGGGCGGUAUGAUUGCUCAAGAACUAGCCCUUUUGGCACCGAAAACAAUGCAAUCGCUGACUCUGGCGUCAACUCACGCUGGUGGAGGCCUCCCGCCCAUAAGACAAAUCCCAUUCAUUCUUACAGCACUGUCUCGUAUUGCUCUUGGGCUCGAAUCACUCUCUGAAUCGGUACCUCAUCUACUAUAUUCUCGUCACUGGCUCAAAGAAAUGAAGUGGCCCGGAGUAACCAAUCUCGAAGCCAUUAAACGCUUUCAUAAGGAUCGAGUUGAUGGCAGACCACCACAAAGUAUCACAGCUGCGAUGAAGCAGUUGUGGGGCAUCAUACGGCAUCGUGUGGAGGAAGAACGUCUGCAAGGAUUGGGCGAGACUCUGCAAAAGGCUGGGGUUCCAUCGAUGGUUGUCCACGGUUCAGAAGAUGCCUUGGUGCAUAUAAGGAACUCUCUCCAUGUUGCAAGAAACCUCAAAUCCAAACUCGUUUUCUUCGAAGGUCGUGGACAUGCCUUAAACCAUGAAGACGUGUCUGGGUUCAAUAGCUUAUUAUUGAGGCACUUUGAGUCGUCUAGCGUUCGACAACAUUCGACCAGCAACGCCACCAGUGUGAUUGCAACCACACCACAAGGAACAUUUACAUCGAAUUCUUCGUUGCGUAAUAUGUUGGGACUGGGGGAAAUAGAGCUGGAAGUGGUGAAAAAGUGCCACAGAUCGCCUUCGUAUAGAUGA
Messenger RNA from Synchytrium microbalum, 1014 nucleotides. RefSeq lists its product as uncharacterized. The record is from RefSeq and is a predicted model, not a curated record. Lineage: Eukaryota; Fungi; Chytridiomycota; Chytridiomycetes; Synchytriales; Synchytriaceae. The transcript is spliced from 5 exons. The coding region runs from base 1 to 1014 and encodes 337 amino acids.